Molecule: messenger RNA, 1149 nt
Organism: Saprolegnia diclina VS20
Lineage: Eukaryota; Oomycota; Saprolegniomycetes; Saprolegniales; Saprolegniaceae
Exons: 1
Coding region: 123-1118 (331 amino acids)
Biological process (GO): zinc ion transmembrane transport
Cellular component (GO): plasma membrane
Molecular function (GO): zinc ion transmembrane transporter activity
Source: RefSeq, a predicted model, not a curated record
CCGGGCCCGCGGCUCUAAUCUGGUGGCCGGCCAAGUUGACGCCUGUCCGGAUCGGGCCAUUGCGCGACUGGCCUCACGCCCGGCGUCGCGCGCCUGCGUGGCUGCACUCUGCAACUUGCAACAUGGCGACGACCGUGACCGUCAAUUUUACCUGCGGCGGCGUCCGCGACGGCUCGAGCGACGACGACCUCGCGGUCGAGAUCGCGUCCGUGCCCGUCAUCUUCUUGUGCUCGCUGGCCGGAAGCAUGCUGCCCGUGCUCUCAUCAUACCUCGCUUGCCUCCGCAACAGCCGCAAGGUCAUGGAGUGCUUCAAUGCACUCGGCUUUGGCGUCGUCGUCUCAACAGCGUUUGUCCACAUGAUCCCACCCGCGAUGCGCAACCUCGACAGCCCGUGCCUCGACUUGCCGUACACGGGCCUUGCCAUGGUCAUCGUGCUCGCCACGGUCUACAUCAUGCAAGUGCUCGAGACCGAGCUCGUGAUUGCCAUGUCGCGGCCAUCGCCGUCCGAGAUGACGAUCUUUGACGAGCCGCCCGCGAUGCUGGCCAAGGACGACCACUACGACGACGCCGAGUCGCCACUCGAGAUGCGCCGCAUGACGCGCGUGCCAGCGACAGCGACAUUGGCCCAAACGAUCUUGCGGCGGAAGAUCACGACAAUCAUCUUUGAAGUCGGCGUCGCGAUUCACUCGGUGCUCAUUGGCCUCGAGCUCGGCGUCGCCGACGGCGACACGUUCCUAACGCUUUGGAUUGCGCUCUCGUGCCAUCAGUUCUUUGAAGGCGUCGCCGUUGGCACGUCGUCGGUCUCGGCGUUCUCGGGCUUGAAAGCCGCGCUGCGCACAGCGUUUCUUUUUUCGAUUACGACUCCGAUUGGUAUUGUCAUUGGCAUUCUUGUUAGUGAUUCGUACAGCCCGACCUCGACCACCGCGCUGUGGGUCAGCGGUGUCUUGGAGGCCAUCGCCGGCGGUAUCCUCGUCUACACGGGCCUCGUUGAGCUCGUGACGUACCAGUAUACGAUCAACGCCGACUUCCACGCCAAGUCGACGCCACGGCGCACGGCGAUCUAUGUGUGUUUUUACAUUGGCUCGGCCAUUAUGGCUGCGAUUGGCUACUUCGUCUAAGAAGUCGCUAACCAACUCGUUAUCUGUAUCA